Molecule: messenger RNA, 309 nt
Organism: Dovyalis caffra
Lineage: Eukaryota; Viridiplantae; Streptophyta; Magnoliopsida; Malpighiales; Salicaceae
Source: the annotation of a GenBank genome assembly
AUGGCAUCAGAGGAAAUGAAUCUGUUGGAUCAAUCAAGGGUUAAAUUCUAUGUUUAUAUAUCAUCGAGGUUAUCUAUCUUGAUCUACUACCAUAUGCCGUCAUAUGGUGUCAUCUUCUUCAAUGAUAUGCCUGUGUGUGCCAUGAAUGAAACAACAAUUUCCACUUUCAAGAGGCACUACAACACAUUGAAUAGGCCUAUAUAUGCCAAGAAGGCAACAACAAUUUCAAUUGUCAAUGCGAAGCGCCAUCAGCUGCUCACUAAACAACUAUCUAACCAUUUCGCAUUCAAAUACAACACUGCCAAUUAA